This is a messenger RNA of Pseudozyma hubeiensis SY62, 798 nucleotides long. RefSeq lists its product as hypothetical. The record is from RefSeq and is a predicted model, not a curated record. The transcript has a single exon. Lineage: Eukaryota; Fungi; Basidiomycota; Ustilaginomycetes; Ustilaginales; Ustilaginaceae. Bases 1 to 798 code for a protein of 265 amino acids.
AUGGCAGCAUCGGCGUCCUCUUGGAAGGAGGCAGAGGAGAGCGUUCUCUCAUGCACGGCGCAGAUCAUGAACCAGGCGGUGGACCUCCUGCGAUCCAGAACCAUCACCGACUCAUCCUACACGUUCGAAAGCAAGGUCAUCGCCGGCUCAACACCGGGCAAGCACUUUCGACACGUGCUCGACCAUCUCCGAAUCCUCACAGAUGCCAUCGCUGACUGGCAGCAUCGCUUUCAAACAGACUCGAGGGCGGUGUUGCGUGUCGACUACGAUUCGCGCAUCGCAUCCAAGCUGGUCGACAUGGAGACUUCGGUCUCGACAUCACUGCGCGAGUUUGAACGCACCACCGAUCGACUGUACCGAAUCUUUGAAGGUUCGAAUGGUCGACUGUACAACCAGUCGCUGCGGCUGUGCGCGACGACGCCAUUUGUCGUCGAGAUGGACAGCACUGUAGGUAGGGAGCUGUGGUUCUGCGGUCUUCACGCGAUCCACCACUACGCGCUUGCCAGAGUGAUCCUGGUGAAGGAGUUGGCGUUGAAGGGCAUCAAUGACCAGUUCGGCGUCGCGCCGAGCACUCUGGUACAUCGAGAGUGGCGCAAGGAGUCGAAUCGAGCCGAUGUCGCGCACGAUGCGCUUUCACAAGGUCGCAAUGAUGAGCUUCCGGCCACGGGUGGCGGUAGCACUUCUGCUCGUCAAAUUAGCAGUGCUUCGGGAAGGCGCUCGCGCUCGAGCGAACAGUCCGUGCCGCAUUCCCGGCAUCUCCACUCUCGCCGUCACCAGCAACUCAAGUCGAAGCUGUAG